Molecule: messenger RNA, 846 nt
Organism: Cuscuta europaea
Lineage: Eukaryota; Viridiplantae; Streptophyta; Magnoliopsida; Solanales; Convolvulaceae
Source: the annotation of a GenBank genome assembly
UUCUCUUUCGGUCCAUUUUGCUGGCACUCUGUCUCAUUAUGUCAAUACCCUAGCCCACCCCUCUCCCUCUCUUACACUAUUACGAUGCACCGCCUUCCCUCCUUCACUCUUCCGUUCCUUUACCAUUCAUUUCUUCUCUGAUUUCAAAUCCCUUACAACCCUAGCUUUUCUGUUGAUCUAAUCAUCUGCCUUUAUUUGAAAUCCCCAAACCUUACAUCUGACUUCCAUGGAUCUAGAAUCAAGCUUUGUAACCCUAUAUGAAGACAUAGGUCCAUGCAAUGAAUGCAUGGAUGAGUUGAUGGUGCCGGGCACUGAAGUCGAGCCAGGCGACGAAUAUGGUAAAGGUCUGAUGGACCUUGUGGUUCCGUACAACGAAGUGGAGUCAGAUGAGGACGACGAUCAAGGUCCGAUGGACCUUGUCAUUUCGGACAGCAAACAGGAGUCAGACGAGGACGACGAUCAAGGUCCAAUGGAGCUAGUGGUUUCGAAAAGUGAACAAGAGGAGGGUGGUGAACGCCCCAAGGAGGUUGUGGUUCCGGACAGUGAAGAGCAAAAGGAGAAAAUACAUAAAGAAGUGAAAAUGCACUCUCUUCGCUCUCUUCAUCUAGAGACCUUCUUAAAAAUCAUCCUACCCGGCUGGGAAUCUAGGAUGUGGGACGUCGAUGUUUGAGUCCUUUCUCAACCAGGGGAGUUUCUUUCUUAAUCUCUUUUCAUAUGUUUGACUCCUUUCUGUUGCUUGUGUUUGUGUGACCAUUAUGUAAGGCUAUUGUUGUGGACUUGCUUGUCUGACUUGUCGUACACAUAUGUUGUGUGUAGAAGGUUUUUGUUUUGGGGGCAACAAUUAUG